AUGGCAUUAUUCAAAGGUUCUAAUGUUGUAAUUUGUUUCAUUAUUUUGGCCUUUGUUUUACCUUAUUGUGAUGGCCAAAAUUCCCAAACAGACUAUCUCUACACUCAUAAUUCAGCUCGAUCUCAAGUAACUGGUGUUAGUGCAAUAACAUGGAACACAACUAUUGAAGCUUAUGCACAAAAUUAUGCGAAUCAAAGAAUUAAUGAUUGCAAUCUUGUCCACUCCAAUGGUCCUUACGGAGAAAAUAUUGCUAAGGGGAGUGGUUCUUUCACCGGCACUGCUGCUGUUGACUUGUGGGUGGCUGAGAAACUGUACUACGACUACACUAGUAAUAGUUGCACCGGUGUACAUGAAUGUCGACAUUAUACUCAAGUUAUCUGGAAAAACUCGAUUCAACUUGGUUGUGCUCGAGUUCAGUGUACCAAUAAUAACUGGUGGUUUGUUAUAUGCAACUAUAAUCCUCCAGGCAAUUACAUUGGUCAACGCCCAUACUAA
Solanum verrucosum is the source of this 495-nucleotide messenger RNA. RefSeq names its product pathogenesis-related leaf protein 6-like. The coding region runs from base 1 to 495 and encodes 164 amino acids. Gene Ontology annotation, cellular component: extracellular region. The record is from RefSeq and is a predicted model, not a curated record. Lineage: Eukaryota; Viridiplantae; Streptophyta; Magnoliopsida; Solanales; Solanaceae. The transcript has a single exon.